UGUGAUUGUGGGUAGUACUUGCAUUGCGUUUUGUUAGUUUGACAACAUGCCCAUUUAAGGAAAGCUCGAAAGCUGUCAAAUUUAAAAGAAAGCUUACAGUCACCUUUGGUGCUGUGAUUUUGUUUGUCAUACACCUAGCUGAUAUUUUGAAGAAAAAUGGCGUUAACUGGCUGUUAUGCAUUUAUGAAACAUAUAGUUACAUUACUUAAUAUCUUAUAUUUUUCAUGUGGGUUACUUCUUAUAGUACUUGCAGUAUGGAUGUGGAUAGAUCCUACUUUUUCAAUAAGUAUGGCUCAAGAUGAAGCUAGUUAUUAUACAGGAAUAUAUCUCAUUCUUUUUGUUGGUGCUCUACUCUUAAUUGUUGGCUUUCUUGGCUGUGCAGCAGCUAUCAGUGAAUCUCAAUGUUCCCUUAUCCUAUAUUUUUGUUUACUCCUUACUGUUCUUGUGGCUCAAAUAUCAGCUGCUGUUUGGAUGUAUGCAAACAUGUACAAAUUAGAAGAAUUAGCAAGAUAUACAGUUAAAACAACUAUACAAUCAGAAUAUGGAAAAAUACCUGUACGUACUGAAACAUUUGAUGCUAUUCAAAUUGGAUUUGAGUGUUGUGGUGGUUUGGGUCCAUCUGAUUGGGCUGGAAGUAUUUAUAAUAAUCCACAGACAGAAAGUCUUGGGCUUGCCAUAACUUCCUCAGAGCAGUCUUACAAAAUUCCAGCUUCUUGUUGUAAGGUUGAUCCUGAAUCAAAGCAAUGUUUAGGAGCACAAACUGCUGUAGCAACUGGUCAAAUAUCUGACCUUAUAUAUUCAGAGGGUUGUACUGAAAAACUGUUAAAUUCAUUACGAAAAUUCACAAUUAUAUUUUUAGUAGUGUUGGUGGCAAUUGGCUCAGUUGAAUUCUUUGGUCUUGUAUUAGCCCUUAUUUUAUGCUGUGCUAUACGAGCGGUUAAUACUUAUAAGAACUAAUUUUUAUUUUUUUAUAUAGUAUUUUUAAAAACUUAAUAAAAAUAUAUUUUUAACUUAAAUAAGUUAAUUUUUUUUACAAUUUUUUGUAGAUUUUGACAAAGAUUUUAAAUGAAAUAUUAUUUAUGUUAUUAUUACAUUUAACUUUGAUUAUAAGAUUUAUUGCCAUAGAACAACUUAUUGAGUCUCCUCUAGAAUCUCUUCCAAAUACAUGUCAUGUAUUAAAUUAUAUUUUAUAAUGUAGCAUCUUUGUUUUUAUUUGUAUUUUUUUUUUUUUAUAAUAUUUUAAAAAUAAUAUAUAUACUUGUUAUUUCAAGUCAUUGACAAAAUUCAUAACUGAUUUUUAAGUAAUUAUAAUAAGUUAUACAUUAGUAUAAAAAAACACUUAUACAACUUAUUUGUUUUUUAUGGUUUAUUAUUAUAUGAAAUAUUUUUACUUUCUGUUAUAUUAUUAAACAGAAAAAACUAAUUAAUAACACUUUUAAAAUUAAGAAGCAGUUCUAUAAAAUUCCUAUUAUGUAUUUCCAUGACUGUUCUUGAUUUAUAGUUUUAUUCACUAAUGUGUUCGUUUUUAUAAUUUAUUUAUAUUGUUAUGAAUUAGAUCAAGCUAUAAGGAUUUAAAUACUAUCAUUACUAUUUAUUUAUUAGAAUUAUUGGUAUUUAUAUUAUUUUUUUACACAAUUUAUUUAUGUCACUUUUGUCAGUGUAACAUGAUAGUCACCUAUUAAACAUAAAUUUGAUACAUUGUAAUAUUAGUCAUUUAGUUUAUUAUGUGUUCUUCAUUUUUAUUACUAACAUUAGUACUAGUCUUAUAUUUAAUAUUUUUAGUUUUAAGUAAUAAAGUAUCAAAUUCUACUUUA
This is a messenger RNA of Daktulosphaira vitifoliae (grape phylloxera), 1814 nucleotides long. RefSeq names its product CD82 antigen-like. The coding region runs from base 157 to 957 and encodes 266 amino acids. Lineage: Eukaryota; Metazoa; Arthropoda; Insecta; Hemiptera; Phylloxeridae. The record is from RefSeq and is a predicted model, not a curated record. Gene Ontology annotation, cellular component: membrane. The transcript is spliced from 5 exons.